CUCUCCUUUUGAAAACCCAACAAUCUCCUCUCUGGAAUACAUAUUCAUUAUUAUAUAUACACACAUUCAUAGAAGUAUAGUGUAAGAUACAUAUACCAUCCGCCCACCGGAUUGAGCCACUACAGCCCUUCAUAAGCUUCAAGAGUUACAAAGAGAUUAUACAUACACAUCUCUCUAUAAUCUAUAUAGAGAGAGAUUAGAGAGAGAUUAGAGAGAGAUUUUGCAUACAAAGAAGUGUGUGUAUAUAUAUAUAUAUAUAUAUAUAUAUAUAUAUACGAGCUGAAUCAAUCCUGAGAUUGAUUGAUUUGUAAUGUCUGAAAUGCUUCCGAAUCCGCCGGAGAGGUCUGUUUUGCUUCAAAGACUAAUCCCGGGGGCGGCCGCCACGUGUAAGCAAUCGCAGCCGCAGUAUCAACGGCGGACGCCGAUUCCCUGCGACAGCCAUGUCCCGGAGACGGCGGCGCGGUAUCACGCGUAUUCGGUGAGUCCCAACCAGUGCUGCUCCGCCGUGAUCCAGUACAUCGCGGCCCCGGUGUCCGCCGUGUGGGGCGUGGUGCGGCGCUUCGAUAACCCGCAGGCGUACAAGCACUUCGUGAAGAGCUGCCACGUCAUCGCGGGGGAGGGCGGCGUGGGGACGCUCCGCGAGGUGCGCGUGGUGUCCGGACUCCCCGCGGCCACCAGCACGGAGCGGUUAGAGAUCCUGGACGAGGAGCGCCACGUCAUCAGCUUCAGCGUCGUCGGCGGGGACCACCGCCUGGCCAACUACCGAUCCGUCACGACGCUCCACGCGGGGGCGGGCGGCGGAGACGGCGAGGACGAGGACGAGGACGGCACCGUCGUGGUGGAGUCGUACGUGGUCGACAUCCCGCCGGGGAACACGCGGGAGGAGACGUGCGUGUUCGUCGACACUAUCGUGAAAUGCAACCUCCAGUCGCUGGCGCAGAUCGCCGAGAGCUCCGGCCGACGAAACGCGGCUAGCUUGAAUUGAUCGCCGAUCGGGACGAUCACGACAGACAUGCAAAAUGAAGAACAAGAAAUCGAGUGCCGAUGAAUUGAAGGCUCCCGCGGAGUCAAGGAGGUGUUCCAUACAUAGCUUAAUUAAGCUCUGAUCUUGCCGUGAGUUGCGAUCAUCAUAUCAUGUGUAAUGUUUUGUACUUCGAUCACCAUAUAUAGUCUGAAAAUCAUCACGACAACAUUUUAGUUCCAACUUCAAAGUUCGUUUGUGCUUUAAUUUUAAUUCGUUGAAUACCAGGUUGUCAAAAUUGCUUGUCCAUUCUGAAACAUCAUAAAUUUAUUUCCCCAAUUCCCAUC
Ipomoea triloba (trilobed morning glory) is the source of this 1308-nucleotide messenger RNA. RefSeq names its product abscisic acid receptor PYL4-like. The transcript has a single exon. Gene Ontology annotation, molecular function: protein phosphatase inhibitor activity; signaling receptor activity; abscisic acid binding. Gene Ontology annotation, biological process: abscisic acid-activated signaling pathway. Bases 311 to 985 code for a protein of 224 amino acids. Lineage: Eukaryota; Viridiplantae; Streptophyta; Magnoliopsida; Solanales; Convolvulaceae. Gene Ontology annotation, cellular component: nucleus; cytoplasm. The record is from RefSeq and is a predicted model, not a curated record.